Messenger RNA from Amaranthus tricolor (Joseph's coat), 1668 nucleotides. Its product is annotated as F-box protein At5g07610. The record is from RefSeq and is a predicted model, not a curated record. The transcript has a single exon. Lineage: Eukaryota; Viridiplantae; Streptophyta; Magnoliopsida; Caryophyllales; Amaranthaceae. The coding region runs from base 123 to 1313 and encodes 396 amino acids. Gene Ontology annotation, molecular function: protein binding.
UUUGCUCUCUAAUCAAAAAGAAAAUUGACAUGGAUAAUUUUUGAAUUUUGAUGUUUGCAAUAUUUGUGUACUCAGACACCACAAACAUAAUUGAAAAUUAACCCAUACGAUUAUCUCCUUCCAUGGCGGCGCCACCACCGCCACCACAACGGACAACCUCACCUGUAUCAUCUGAAAUCAUUGCCCAAAACGACGACAUACUUAGCGAAAUCCUUUUGCAUCUUCCAGUCAAAUCCCUUUUACAAUUCAAAUCCGUAAGCAAACAAUGGAAUUCCAUCAUUUCCGAUCGCGGAUUCUCUCUCCUCCGUUGUCGUCGCCAUUGUUACUCACCUUCAUCCGGACUCUUUUUCCUCCACCAUCACCCUUUCAUUUCUCCUAUCUACGACUUCAUUUCCUUCACUUCUUCAUCUCACCCCCCUUUUUUCUCCCUCCUCAAAUCUUCCUCUUUUGACAUCAAUCAAUCCUGUAAUGGCCUCUUCCUUUGCUCCUCUGACUCCGAUGUUGUAGUUUGCAACCCUACCACGAACGCAAUUGCAUCUAUCGAAGCUUUGGGCAAAAUCCAUCCUCGAUGUGUUGGGAUCAAUUUGUGUUUUGAUCCUCUUAGGUCGCCGUUUUAUGAAAUUGUACAUGUUUAUACGUCGAAUUUUGAUGAGAGUUUGUAUUCACUCGAUGUAUACGAUUCUAAAACAAAGAAAUGGAGAAAUAAGGUGGUUGAUCAAUUUAGGGUUCCAUUUGAUGUCGAAUUUCUCAAUGGUGUUUACUGGGAAAGGGGAAUUUAUUGGCUUAGUCAUACAGAAAGUACAAUUUUCUUCGAUUUGGAGGCUGAAUCUAUUGAAACAUUGAUAUUACCAAAAGCUCUAGAAGGAGCUUAUAUCGAAAGGUUUCGUUAUUUUGGAGAAUCAUGUGGGCAUUUACAUCUACUCGAGAUUCGAACAAAUUGUGUACAAGAAUUCGAUGUUUUGGAGUUGAACAAAAUCGAUAAGAUUCAAUGGUUGGUUAAGUAUAGAGUUAAUCUUGAUGUUUUAGGUCGAGGAUUCGAAUCCGAAAUGUUUUUGGAUCAUACUGAUAGAUUUGGGCGUAAAUUUCGGUUCUAUGCAUUUUCAAUUUUCGCCAUUGUUCAUGAUAAUGUUAAAAAUGAUGAAGAUGAGAAGAAUUCAGAAAUGGUAUUAUCAAUUCCCGGUAAAGUGAUUGCAUACAAUUUCAAAACAAAGAUUUCAAGAUUGAUUUGUAAUGUGGUUGAUGAGAGUGAUAAAUUAUUUCCUUUUAGAGGGCAUAAUGCUGUUCAAUUCAUUGAAAGUCUUUACUCCCCUUGAGUUCUUCCGAAUUUUGCUGAUGUUGUUGCGGUCAUGGUAAGCUCAAAAACCUUGACAAUUUACGAAUUUAGUUAUUUGGAUACUAUGUUGAAGAUUGAAGCUACAGUUUCACUCAAUCCUAUUCAUUGCAGCAACUUCUCUAGAUUUUCUGUAUUCUUAUAGGCAGGAUACGCUGAGUAUGAUGAUGAUGUUUAAGAUUUAAGUUUUAAUAAGCUAAUAAUCAUAAUGUUGUAUGUAUUUUUAGAUGUAGUUGAUUGAUUUAGGGUAUGAAGUUAUGGACUAUGUUAAUGAUAAUGGUUAAUGAAAACAUACAAUGUAAUUUUAAUUUGCUUGACCAAUAAAGUCAUGUUUGUGC